This is a messenger RNA of Odobenus rosmarus divergens (Pacific walrus), 7506 nucleotides long. Its product is annotated as putative unconventional myosin-XVB-like. The transcript is spliced from 64 exons. Gene Ontology annotation, cellular component: cytoskeleton. Gene Ontology annotation, molecular function: protein binding. Lineage: Eukaryota; Metazoa; Chordata; Mammalia; Carnivora; Odobenidae. The record is from RefSeq and is a predicted model, not a curated record.
AUGAGGACUCGACUCCGGAUCCCAAGAGCUUCGGGGGACAGUGAGGGGCGCGGGGCGAGUGGAGAAAGUGUGGCCGGGCCCCGCCGAGGCUCUCUUCUCCGCCCUACUCCCCACGACGAGCCCCCACUCCACGAGAGCGGCUCCAGCAGCGAAGCGGAGCCCGAGACCUUGGGGGCCGAGGCUCUGGUCCACUGGGCUCAGAGCUCAGAACCCCGCGAGGACCCCGGGCUUGGCACCGACGCGCUGCUGCCCCGACUCACCUUGGAGACCCGUCUGCCGUGGGAGAGAAGCCCAGGGCCCUGCGGGUCCCCGAGGGAGCGGUGGGAGCCAGAGGAUGAGGCGGAGGAGGACCUGGAGCUGAGCCUAGGGCUGGGCAUGGAGGGGCCGCCCUUCCUGGGCGCUGAAGGCAGGAGCCUUGGGGAAGGCCUGGAAGACACGGAGGACCUGGCUCGGCUGCGACCAGUGUGUAACAGUUCUGUUCUGCAGUGCCUCAAGAAGAGAUUUCAUCUGGGCCGAAUCUACACCUUUGGAGGGCCUCUUCUGCUCUCUCUGAACCCCCGCCGGCCCCUGCCUCUCUUCUCAGCUGAGGUCCUGGCCAGCUACCACCCCAAGAAGGCCCCUAACACCACCCCAUACGUGACUUAACACAUCUUGGCCAUCGUGGUAUCGGCCUAUAGCCGGUCUCGGAGCACUGGGCAGGGCACAUGCAUUCUCCUCGGUGGGCACAGUGGCUCAGGGAAGACAGAAGCUGCCCAAAAGAUCGUGCAGUUCCUAAGCAGCCUGGAGCAGGAACACGCAAGGGACCGAAGAUGUCAACUGGAUGGUGUGCUGCUCAUACUCAGCAGCUUUGGCCACGCCAAGACAGUCCUCAAUGCCAACGCCAGCCGCUUCGGCCAGGUCUUCUGCCUCCACCUGCAGCACGGGGUCAUCGUGGGAGCCUCUGUGUCACAUUACCUGCUUGAGACCUCAAGGGUGGUGUUUCAGGCCCAGGCUGAGCGGAGCUUCCAUGUUUUUUACGAGUUGCUGGCGGGGCUAGACCCUGCGGAACGGGAGCGGCUCUCCUUACAGGGGCCAGAAACCUACUACUACCUCAACCAGGGCCAGUCCUGCAGUCUCCAGGGCAAGGAUGAUGCCCGGGACUUCGAAGGACUGCGGAAGGCCCUGCAGGUCAUGGGCCCCGAGGAGGUGACCGCUGCCUGGGCUGUGCUGGCCGCCAUCCUGCACCUGGGCAACAUUUGCUUCUCCUCUUCCGAGCGGGAGUCCCGGGAGGUGGCUGCCGUGUCCAGCUGGGCUGAGAUCCACACGGCAGCCUGGCUGCUGCUGGUGCCACCUGAGCGCCUAGAGGGGGCUGUCACCAGGAGGGUCACGGAGACACCGUAUGGCUGGGUCUGCAGGUCUCUGCCGGUGGAAAGUGCCAUUGAUGCCAGGGACGCCCUGGCCAAGGCCCUGUAUUCCCGGCUUUUCACCUGGCUUCUGACAAGGAGCAAUGCGAAGCUGGCAGCUCCCGGGGAGGGAGAGAGCGUGGACACCGUCACUGUCGUGGACGUCUACGGCUUUGAGGCCCUGCGGGUGAACGGCCUGGAACAACUGUGCAGUAACCUCGCCAGCGAGCGUCUGCAGCUCUUCUCCAGCCAGAUGCUGCGGGCCCAGGAGCAGGAGGCCUGUCGCCGAGAGCUGCUGCCCUGGGUGCCCGUUCCCCAGCCUGUGGGGGACACCUGUCUGGACCUCCUCGUAGACCAGCCCCACAGCCUCCUGAGUAUCCUGGAUGCCCAGACAUGGCUGUCCCAGGCCACAGACCACACCUUCCUCCAGAAGUGUCACUAUCACCACGGCAAUCACCCCUGCUACGCCAAGCCCCAGCUGCCCCUUCCUAUCUUCACCGUGAGGCAUUACGCUGGGCCUGUCACCUACCAGGUUCACAAAUUUAUAAACAGAAACCGGGAUCAUCUUGACUCUGCCGUGGUGGAAAUGCUUGCCCAGAGCCAGCUCCAGCUUCUGGGCAGCCUGUUCCAGGAAGCAGAGUCCCAGUCCAGGGCUGGGCCAGGGAAACCCACCCUGGCCUCUCGCUUCCAGCAUUCCCUGGAGGACCUCCUAGCCCGGCUGGGCAGGAGCCAUGUCUAUUUCAUUCAGUGCCUCAAACCCAACCCAGGAAAGCUUCCGGGCGUCUUUGAUGUGAGACACGUGGCCGAGCAGCUGCGCCAGGCUGACAUCCUGGAGGCAGUGUGUACCCGCAGUGCCAACUUCCCUGUGCGCCUGCCCUUCCAGGCCUUCCUGGCCAGGUUCCAGGCCCUGGACACAGAGGCGCGGGGAGAGACCUCUGACCGCAAGAGGUGUGGCGCCAUCCUGAGUAAGGUUCUGGGGGCCGAGUCACCCCUCUGCCACCUCGGGGCCACCCAGGUCCUACUGCGGGAGCCGGGCUGGCAGCAGCUGGAGCAGCACUGGGCCCGGCGACGCUCCCAGGCCCUGCUCAGCCUGCACGUCAGCCUGCACGUCAGCCUGCACACCUGCAUCUCCCGCCAGCGCCUUGGCGGUCUACUCCUGCCACGGAUGCAGGCGCACGUGCGAGGGCUCCAGGCCAGGAAGCGGAACCUCUGGCAGCGGGCAGCUCUGGGACAGCUGAACAGCGUCCUGCUGGUGGCGUGGCCCCUGCUCCGGAGGCGACAAAGAUUGCAGGUAUCUGGGUGGGGCUGCUGCCCCUGGCAGCUCAGGGCAGAGAAGUCAGGCAGCCUUGCUGGUCAAGAGCUGGGGCGCUUGGAGAUCCCGGCUGAGGUGGCCGUCAUGCUAAAGACAGCGGAAGGCCAUCACCAUGCCUUGGUUGGGAGCAUCACCGAGUCCAUGCCCCCUGAAGUUCCUGCCCGGACCAGCCUGACCCUCCCACCAGACAUCGACCAGUUCCCGUUCUCCAGCUUCAUCUCCACUAACUUUCAGGAGCCCGCCCUGCCCAGCCCUGGGCAGCUGCUGGCCAAGCCCCUGACCCGGCUGGAUGGUGAGAACCCUCAGCAUGCCCUGGAUAUCAACAAAGUGCUGCUGAGGCUCCUGGGGGACGGGUCCCUGCCCCCCUGGCAGGAGCAGAGCAUGGGCGAAUACCUGGUGCGACAGGGCCAGCGCCGGCCAGGGCUGCGGGACGAGCUCUUCAGCCAGCUCGUGGCCCAGAUCUGGCACAACCCGGAUGAGCAGCAGAGCCAGCGCAGCUGGGCCCUCAUGGCCAUCCUGCUCAGCGCCUUUCCCCCCAUGCCCACCCUACAGAAGCCACUGCUGAAAUUUGUGUCCGACCGGGCCCCCAGAGGCAUGGCAGCGCUGUGUCAGCACAAGCUGCUGGGGGCCCUGGAGCAGACGCAUCUGGCCCCUGAGAUGGCCCGGGCCCACCCCCCCACCCAGCUCGAGUGGACCGCCGGACGGCGGCGGGGCCGCAUGGCUCUGGACGUCUUUACCUUCACUGAGGAAUGCUACUCAGCCGAGGUGGAGUCCUGGACCACGGGGGAGCAAUUCGCCGGGUGGAUUCUGCAGAGCAGAGGCCUGGAGCUGCCCCCGCGUGGCUGGUCCGUGUCACUGCACUCCGGGGACUCCUGGCAGGAUUUGGUGGGCUGUGACUUUGUGCUGGACCUCAUCGGCCAGACUGAGGACCUGGGGGACCCAGUCAGUCCCCACAGCUACCCCAUUGCCUCCCGUGGCUUAGCUGAGGACAUCCCCCCUGCCCCUGGCAUCCAGGCCCCUUCAUUGCCCCCAGGUCCACCCCCGGGGCCAGCCCCAGCACUACCCAGCAGGAGCCAGUCAGGGGAGUCUCGGACCUCAGAGAACCUGGAUGGCUUCCUGGACCACCUCUUCCAGCCAGUCCUCUCCCCAGGCCACAGUGAUCUGGAGCAAGGCUGGGCUCUGAGCAGGCGCAUGAAGGGAGGGGGCGCCAUUGGGCCCAUGCAGCAAGGCAGCUACCCCAUGGUUUACCCAGGGAUGAUGCAGAUGCCCGGAUACCAGCCAGCCAUGAUGCCUGCCCCCGUGCCCAUGAUGCCAGCAAUGGGCGCAGUCCCUGCCAUGCCAGCCAUGGUGGUGCCGCCGCCGCCGCCGCAGCCCCUGCUUCCCAGCGUGGACCCGAGGCAGCUGGUGGCCCAGCAGCAGAACUUCAUCAACCAGCAGGCGCUGAUUCUGGCCCAGCAGAUGACCGCCCAGGCCAUGACCUUGUCGCUGGAGCAGCAGACACAGCAGCGCCAACACCAGGCUCAGCCUCUGGCCCGGGCCCCCGGAGCUGCCUCGCCGAGCUCACCCCCAGCCGUCGCCCCCAAGCCCAAGAAGCCCCUGGCCCCGCGCGGGGAGCCAGAGCAAGAGCUGAAAUCGGUGGGUGCCUGUCUGGGGCCGGGGGGGAGCCGAGGCCAGACCUCACAGGAGGCCCGAGAGAAGCCCCAGCGGCCCAGGAGCUUCCAGCAGAAACAGGACUAUUUCCAGAAGAUGGGGCAGCAGCAGAUCAAGGUGAAGACAGUGAAGCCUCCACCCAAGGUACAGAUCCCCCAGGAGCAGGAGCAGGAGCAGGAGCAGGAACAGGAACAGGAGGAGAUACCAAGAGCAGUGCCAUCCCCCCCACCUCCCCCCAUAGUGAAGAAGCCACUGACACAAGGUAGAGUCAAAGCUGCACAAGAGGCUGAGGCUGAGCCAGCGGCCCCGGGGGUGGGGCCUGGUGGUCACCCUAAGCCAGCCCCCCAACAGCGGGCAGAGCCAAGCAGGGAGAUUCGCAACAUCAUCCGCAUGUACCAGAGUCGCCCGGGCCCCGUGCCCGUGCCGGUGCAGCCAUCCAGGAAGCCCCCGAAAAGUUUCCUGAAGAAAAACAACCCUAAGGAUGAGGCUCUGGCUAAGUUGGGGAUCAGCGGCGCCCACGCAUCCAUGUCGAUGCCAUCCCCCAGCCCAGGGAAGGGCCCCCCACCAGCUGUGGCCCCUCGACCCAAGGUCCCACCACAGCUUGGGCCCUCCAGCUCCAUCAAGGAGAACCAGACUCCGCCUGCUGCCCAGGCACCCUCACCUCCACCAGCGCCCCCGCUGCCUCUGCCUGAGGAACCAGGGACCCCUUCAGCUGGGCCCCGCGGCUGGAUGGAGCCCAUGGAGGACCAGGGAGUCUCCACCCAGCUGCUCGUGCCCUCCGGCAGUGUGUGCUUCUCCUAUGUCAACCCACCCUGGAGGUUGUUCCUACGCAAGGAGGUGUUCUACCCCCGGGAGAACUUCAGCCACCCCUACUGCCUCAGGCUCCUCUGUGAGCAGAUCCUGAGGGACACCUUUGCCGAGUCCUGCAUCCGGAUCUCCCAGGAUGAGCGGAGCAAAAUGAAAGAGCUGCUGGGAGACCUGGAGGUGGGUCUGGACUCGCUCAACACCACUGAGGACAGUGUCAAGAAGCGUAUCGUGGUGGCCGCUAGGGACAACUGGGCCAAUUAUUUCUCCCGAAUUUUCCCUGUCUCGGGCGACAACAGCAGUGAUGUGCAGCUGCUGGGCGUGUCCCACCGGGGACUGAGACUGCUCAAGGUGACCAAAGGCUCCGGCUUCCACUCAGAGAACCAGCUGAAGACUCUGUGUUCAUACAGCUUUGCUGAGGUGCUGGGCGUGGAGUGCCCGGGCAUCUCCACCCUGGAGCUGUCACUGAAGAGUGAGCAGCUGGUGUUGCACACGGCCCGGGCGAGUGCCAUCAAGGCCAUGAUUGAGCUGUUCCUGAGUGAGCUCAAGAAGGACUCCGGCUACGUCAUCGCCCUGCGAAGCUACAUCACCGAUGACCACAGCCUCCUCAGCUUCCACCGUGGGGACCUCAUCAAGCUGUUGCCAGUGGCCACGCUGGAGCCCGGCUGGCAAUUUGGCUCCACCGGGGGCCGUUCUGGACUCUUCCCUGCCGACAUAGUUCAGCCAGCUGCUGCCCCAGACUUUUCCUUCUCGCCAGAGAGGAGUGGCCGGCACAAGAGUCAGCUGCAGCACAGUGAGCCGGGGCUGGCUCAGUGGAGGAGGGCAGAGUGCCAUACCCACCCCUGGAGCCAGGCACACAGCAAUGACUCUGUAGCCUCCAUCUCUCUGUCCACGGACUCCCGCCACUACACCAUGCAGGAAUUUGCCCUGUACCACUUCCGGAAGCCCCAGACCUUGCUGGACCACACCGGUGGAGAUGCUAAGGAGCAGGCCAUGGCCAGCCUGGUGCAGUACAGCAAGGAUCCCAUACGAGAAUCGCUCAACAGCCUCAGUGAUGAGGACACAAACAGGCAGGCUGUGGAAAGCUUCCAGGCUCUGAUGCAAUUUAUGGGGGACCAGCCUAAGCCCCGGGACAAGAAUGAGUUAGAGCUCCUUCAUGACCUCCUGAAGCUGUGCCAGGAGAAGGAGAACCUCAGGGAUGAGAUUUACUGCCAAGUCAUCAAGCAGGUCACCAGACACCCUCAGCCGGAACACUGUGCUCGCGGCUGGAGCUUCCUCAGCCUCCUGACAGGCUUCUUCCCCCCGUCAGCCACGCUGAUGCCCUACGUAACAAAGUUUCUGCAGGAUUCAGGCCCAAGCCAAGAACUGGCCCAGAACAGUCAGGAACACCUCCAGCGCACAGUCAAAUAUGGGGGGCGCCCACGGCUGCCCUCCCCGGGCGAAACUCAUGCUUUCCUGAAAGGGCAAGGAAUCCGCUCGCUUAUAAUUCACCUGCCAGGGGGUAUGGAUUACAAAACCAAUAUCCGGACUUUCACGGUGGUGGCAGAAGUGCUGGAGGAGCUAUGUCUGCAAAUGGGCAUCACAGACCCCCAGGAAGUGCAGGAAUUUGCCCUCUUCCUCAUCAAAAGAGGAGGCGAGCUGGUGCGGCCCCUGUGGCCCCACGAGUACCUCAACAGCGUGGUGGAUCAGGAUGUAAGCCUGCACAGCCAGCGGCUCAGCUGGGAGACCCCGCUGCACUUCGAUAAUCCAACCUACAUCACCACCCACUACAUGCAGGUGCUGCGGGACUACCUACAGGGGAAGCUGUUGAUCAGCCCCCAGGCCAGCGCCCGACUCGCCAGGCUGGCUGCCCUGCAGCACCGUAGCAAGGCCCAAGAGGACCCCCUGUCGGAGCAAGACCUGCUGGCUUACUUGCCAAAGCCACUACAAUCAAAAGUGAACAUACCCAUCAUAAAGAACCUGAUGGACCAGGAGCUGAGGCAGCUGCAAGUCUGCAGCUCCCAAGAAGCACAGAUCAGCUUCAUCGAGGCUGUGAGCCAGCUGCCCCUCUUUGGCUACACUGUCUAUGUGGUGCUGCGGGUGAGUCAACUGGCCCUGCCCAGACCCAGCCUCCUGGGACUGAACUGCCAGCAUAUCAUCCUCAUGGACCCCUGCAACCAGAAAUGGUGCUGCUCCAUCGCCCUGAAGGACCUGCACCGGCUCCACCUGCUGAGCCCCCUGGAGAGUAACGGGCCCCCUGGCCUGGAACUCAACUAUGGCUCUGCUGACAACCCCCAGACCAUCUGGUUUGAGCUGUUCAAGGCCCAGGAGCUGAAGUACACCAUCGCCUUCCUGCGGGACAGACUUGCUCCCAACUAG